AUGGUGCAGGACGUGGCACCUCUGCGAAUCCUGGUCACCACAGAUAAUCAUCUGGGGUUUGAAGAGCGAGAUGCGAUUCGUGGAGACGACUCGUUCCUGGCGUUCGCGGAGGUGCUCUCCAUUGCGCGUUCUGAGGCGGUCGACCUCGUUCUCCUGGGCGGAGACCUAUUUCACGAUAACAAACCGUCACGCGAGUGCCUGUAUCGUUGCAUGAAGCUUUUGCAGGAAUAUAAUCGCGAGGCGAUGAGCUCUCGUGUAGUAUUAGAAACCAUUGAGGACGGUGAGCACUCGGCAAAAGCCAACCGGACGAGCGCCAGCUGGCAUAUGCAGCGCAGGGCUGCACCCCCGGUGUUUGCCAUCCACGGCAACCACGACGAUCCCGUGGUUAGCGCACGCCUUAGCCUCUCGCCACUGGAUAUUCUACAAGCGGCUGGGUUGCUGUACUACUGGGGCGGCACCACCGACAAUGACACCAUUCGCGUUCUGCCGCUCAUCUUGCGGAAAGGCGUGUCGAGCGUUGCGCUCUAUGGCCUCGGUCACGUCCGCGAGGAACGGCUCUAUGCAACGUGGCAAGUCGAGAAGCGCCUUGUCUUUGUGGAACCACCAAGUCUUGAGAGCGAUUCCGAACAGGGAGAGUAUGUCCACGUCUUCGUCUUGCAUCAGAAUCGGGAACGCCGCGGCCAUACCAAGGCUGUCACUCGCGACCUGCUCCCGCCGUGGUUAGAUUUGGUUAUUUGGGGGCACGAGCAUCCCUGUCAUAUCGAACUGGAUGGAAUGCAGCCCGCGAUCACGCAGCCCGGCUCGACGGUAGCGACUGCUUUGACGCAAGGAGAAGCGCUCGAGAAACACGUGGGUUUGCUGGAAAUCCAAGGCACCAGCUGGCGCUGGAAGCCGCUACCGCUCCGGAGCGUUCGCCCGUUUCAUUAUGAAGAAUUGCAUCUGGCACGCUCGACGCAUGAGGUCUACAGGGAUCCCGUGGUUUUGGAACGGUACCUUCGCGAGCACGUCGAGGGGCGUCUUCGGAAACUCGACGAGGAAUUUACCCGGCGACAGCACGUUUACGGUGCGGAUCUCGUGCCCGACCAGUUGCGACAGCCGUUGAUGCGACUUCGGAUCGAGUACGAUGAGGGCUUUACUCCACUAGGCCCCGUUCGGUUCGGGAGAAACUUUCUCGGUCGAGUUGCGAACCCGUCAGAUAUGGUUGCUUUCCACCGCCGACCGCGAGCGCCCUCGCACAAGGCGGAUGCAACUGGGCGAACGUCUGGAGGCGAUCCUUCGGCAGGGAUAUGUGCCAUAGCCGGUGGACAUGCGCCAAAUGCGACCACGCUUCGAUCCGAGGAGACUGCGGAGAACGACCCGUGGGCGAGUAUAUCAGUGCUCGACCUGGCGAAUUUCCUGCUAUCGCACACCGAGCAACAGAUGAGCAUCCUUCCUGACUGGAAAAUCGCUGAGGCAGUCGAUCAUUUUGUGAACAAGGGUGAGAUACGGGCUGUCUCCGAUCAUGUGGAGAUUUGGAUUGCCCGCCUUAUUGAUCAUCUCGAGAAACGGCAUCGUAACGCGCCGAUCACUGACCAGGAAGAGCUCCUGCAGGAAACGCGGCGCUUCGCCCAGCAGCAGGCAAACAGGGCCGGUUUCCGGGUGUCAGACGCCGGAGCUGGUGUCUCCUCAUCGGCCGGUCCGUCGACGAAUGACGAGCUCACAGCGAAUACAAGGACAGCUGCUUCGACUUGUUCAUGGAUCCACCGCAGAUCGUCGUAUUUAUCACCAAACAAACUGCGUCUACUCGAGGCGCUCCUGCGUGAGCCGAAUGAGCAUCCAACGGACACUGAGCCCGGUGUCCGGAGCACGAAUGCCUCAGUGCCGUCAACCGCUGGAUUCGAAAUGCUCGAUGAUGAUCGGCAGUGGUCGGAAACACAUAGCCAUGGGGGCAUCAUGACUCGCAGCUGCACAACAUCACCGUCAACGUCAACGUCACUGGGCGAUUCGAGCGAUCCUGAAGUGCUGAACGAGCGGUCGCAGGGACGGGCACGCCAGCGAACCUCAGCCAACAGCGGGAAUGUGCAACGUAACGCAUCUGCCCGUGCAAAUCGAAGCGCUCGUCAACGAACGAGGACACCACGCACGAAGCGAACUCGACACAGCCACGCUGCAGCACGUUAG
This is a messenger RNA of Cyanidioschyzon merolae strain 10D, 2160 nucleotides long. RefSeq names its product probable double-strand break repair protein MRE11. Gene Ontology annotation, cellular component: Mre11 complex; nucleus. Bases 1 to 2160 code for a protein of 719 amino acids. The transcript has a single exon. Gene Ontology annotation, biological process: double-strand break repair via homologous recombination; telomere maintenance; double-strand break repair via nonhomologous end joining. The record is from RefSeq and is a predicted model, not a curated record. Gene Ontology annotation, molecular function: manganese ion binding; DNA endonuclease activity; 3'-5'-DNA exonuclease activity. NCBI's taxonomy places the organism in Eukaryota, Rhodophyta, Bangiophyceae, Cyanidiales, Cyanidiaceae.